Rubroshorea leprosula is the source of this 836-nucleotide messenger RNA. Lineage: Eukaryota; Viridiplantae; Streptophyta; Magnoliopsida; Malvales; Dipterocarpaceae. The record is from the annotation of a GenBank genome assembly.
AGAAGAAAUCGACUCUACUGAUAAUCUGCAAUCAGACAAGAAGUUAGGAAAACCAGAGAAGUACCGCCCGAAAUCGGUCGACCCCCGGUCGACCCCCGGAGAGAUAUCGUUCGAUUCUAACGAACGGAAUCGUUCGAUUGUGUGACAAAAAGGUAUUGUUAGAGACCAAGCAUGGAGUUAUCAUCCACAAAGCCCACCAUAUAUAUUUUCAGAGAGCUGUAUAUGUCCCAGGCAUUGAGUUGUUGAGAAAUUGAAGCAGAGGUGCCAAAUUCAGUAUCAGAUACUACAGAGGAGAAGUUGAAAUGGCUGGACCAAGGAAGAACCGUAAUGGAACGCAUAGGCGCAUGCGCAGAGCUCUCAAGAAGAUGAAACGAGAAACUGCAGCCAAGAGGGAGGAGCUGGGCCGCCUAAGAGAAGAGACAGCACAAAUGGAAUUUGCAGUGGAACAGCUGAAUUUUGAGGAGGACUUGCUGAGGAUGGUGCUGGAACAAACGUUCUAAUGACAAUGCUUUUAUCUCAGCAACAUUGGACAGUAUUACCCAGGCCCACUUUAUUUAGGAUAUACAAGAAGAACAGUCCGAUCUGUUGCGUCAUGGUCCAAACCCCUGGUGGAGCUUAUCCUACUGCAUAAUUAAGUCCAAGGGCAAUAAAAGUUGUGUCUUUAUGUUCAUGUCUCAUGUCAUAUUAGGUUUAGGUAUUUGGGAGCUAUGUUUUUGGGUUUUUGUUGUUGAUCACUGCUCUUUUAUAUUAAGUUGGAUGUCAGAAUAUUUGGGCUAUUUUCUUCAGUUAAAUGGAUGGAUUCUUGUUUUUGUAUCUUGCCAUAUCCAAUAUUUCAA